Molecule: messenger RNA, 3283 nt
Organism: Populus nigra (black poplar)
Lineage: Eukaryota; Viridiplantae; Streptophyta; Magnoliopsida; Malpighiales; Salicaceae
Product: probable LRR receptor-like serine/threonine-protein kinase At1g53440
Exons: 26
Coding region: 41-3094 (1017 amino acids)
Biological process (GO): protein phosphorylation
Molecular function (GO): protein binding; protein kinase activity; ATP binding
Source: RefSeq, a predicted model, not a curated record
AAAAUCAAGUGAAUGGAAAACUGACAGUAGCAAAAAUAAAAUGCAUAUUCCUCCUGCUCUCCCCUUUCUUCUUCUUCUUCUUCUUCUUUGUCAACAUGGUUCUGUAUUCAGUGCUAAUUCUCCAUAUGUAAGUUAUGGGGCGCUCAAAAGGAACAGUGUUCCUUGUUCUAGACGAGGAGCAUCCUAUUAUGCUUGUGCAGAUCAAAAUUUCAACUGUAGUGCAGAUGGAGGUUUGCCUUGUGAUGAAGUGUAUGCUCUGAGAGCAGUCAUAUCAGCAUUGGGGUUGCCAGUGCCACAAAUUUCUCGUUCUUACUGCUCGGAGAAGAGCUUCUAUUACAACAGCAUUUCCACCACCUGCGACUGCGAUAAUACCACUACCAUUUGUCACAUCACCACUAUAGCUACGUACGGCAUAAGCGUAAGUGGACACGUCCAUGAGUGGCUAUCGAAACUCAUUUACCUGGAGGAAAUUGAUCUUUCCCAGAAUCAGCUUCGUGGUAGCAUUCCAAACCUGGUGAACUUAACUCGGCUAACGAGUUUAAUACUUGGACAAAAUCACCUAUCUGGGCCAAUUCCACCUACCUUGGGGAAGCUGAAAGCUCUGGAAAUGCUUGAUCUGCAAAAGAACUUCCUGAAUGGAGCCAUACCUCCAUCUUUAGGGAAUUUGAUGAACCUUGCUACCCUGUCUUUGAGUAAUAAUAUGUUAUCAGGUCAAAUUCCUAAGGAAUUGGGCACCCUCUUAAAUCUCACUUCACUGAGAUUGGAAGAUAAUCAACUCUCUGGUUAUCUCCCACCAGAACUAGGAAAAUUGAGCAAGCUUGAAGAACUUUAUUUGAACUCCAACAAUUUGAGUGGAGGGUUGCCAGGAAGUUUUGCCAAUCUUAGAUCUCUGGUUUUAUUUAGAGUUGCUGGGAACAAGUUGAGUGGUAAGAUACCACCAUUCAUUGCAAGAUGGACCAACCUCACUGACCUGUACCUCAUGGGAAAUGAUUUUGAAGGGGAGCUUCCUCCUGAAAUUUUUAACAUGCCCGGUCUUCAAUCUUUGUGGAUAAGUGAUCUUAACAACACUGGUUUCUCAUUCCCAAAGUUUGCAAAUAUGACGAACAUAAAUUACCUGACUAUGAGGAAUUGCUCACUUCGCGGUCGAAUCCCCAAAUACAUUGGUGAUAAUUGGACAUCAUUAAUGUACCUAGAUCUGAGCUUUAACAACUUAACUGGUCGGAUUCCACUUUCUAUGAAAAAUCUAUAUCUUAAUAGAUUGGGUCUCGCAAGCAAUAUGCUUAAUGGGCCAAUUCCUUCCUGGAUUCGUGACAUAUAUAAGGUGGAUUUGUCGUAUAAUUAUAACUUCACAAAUCCACAGAAUUCAACAAAAAACAAGAACCGACGAAAACUAAACAUGACUGAACCAAAUAGGGGUUCUAUACUUGCGUUGAGCAACCAAUGUAAAUCAAAACAUCAUUCCUUGUUUAUAAAUUGCGGUGGCCCACAAACUCUUGCUGAAGGGAAUCAAUACGAUGAAGAUAAUGCAACAACAAAUUUUCACAGCAUUCCAGGAAAGUGGGCUUAUUCUUGUUCUGGAGACUUCAUCUCAACAACCAGCAAUUCAAGCGAUUACGUAAAGAAGAUGACCUGUGGAGUUUCUAUUUCAGAAGAAUCAUUAUAUAAAACAGCUCGGCUUUGCCCUGUCUCUCUGAUAUACUACGGGUUCUGUCUGCAUAAAGGAAAUUACACGGUGGAACUUCACUUUGCUGAAACUGUUUAUACGCAGGAUGAAGACUAUAGCAGCUUAGGGACUCGUAUUUUCGAUGUAUAUAUUCAGGGUGAGAGGAAACUGAAGGAUUUCAACAUAAAAGAGAAGGCCAAAAGUACAAAUGAAGCGUGGAUAGAAAAGUUCCCUGUAAUUGUGGAUGACAAUCCAUUGGAAAUUCAUUUUUUCUGGGCUGGCAAAGGAUCUCUAUAUAACCCACCUGCUCUGAAUGGACCUCUUGUAUCUGCCAUUUCUGUAACUCCAAACUUCGAUGUUCAUGAUGGGAAACUGUCUGCUUCUCAAAUAGCCGGGAUCACCAUAGGUUGUGCAUUCUCCCCGUUACUUCUAUUUCUUUUCAUAUGGAAAAUGGGAUUUCUCGGGAAUAGAGAGUUGCGUGAAAAACGAAUAGAAGUCCAGAAAAGAUCUUUCACCAUACAACAGAUAAUAGAUGGUACAAAAAAUUUCAGCUCCAAAAUGGAGAUUGGUAGAGGACGUUUCGGCGUAGUAUACAAGGCUGAAUUGCCCUAUCAGAUUAAACUAGCCGUGAAGAAGAUUUCUCCCCAAUCAAAACAGCAAGGCAAAGAUGAAAUAAAAAGUGAAAUCGGCAACCUGAUGUCCUUGAGUCAUGAGAAUCUUCUUCAAUUGUUGGGUGGCUAUUCCAAUAAAGAACUGCAUCUGCUAAUUUAUGAAUACAUGGAAUCUGGCUCCCUUCAUCAAGCCUUGUUCGAACAAAAAAUCACAAACUCUGCAACAGAACUUCAUUGGAGAGCUAGAUAUGAUAUUUGCCUAGGAAUAGCAAAAGGUUUGAAGUAUCUACACGAAGAAGAAGAAAAAAGGAUCAAGAUCAAGAUUGUUCAUGGGAAUAUAAAUGCCAAGAACAUUUUGCUUGAUAACACUCAUACCGCAAAGUUAUCGGACUUCGGAUUGGCAACAAUUUACAACGAGGAAGAUCCAUUUACAGCCAUCAAAGCAAGGGGAUCGCGAGUAUAUAUGGCACCUGAGCAUGCUUUGGGGAAAGCCAUAACAGUUAAAGCAGAUGUGUACAGUUAUGGGGUUGUAGUACUUGAAAUAGUCAGUGGGAGAAGUAAUACUGAAUAUAUUCCAAACCAGGAAGCUGACUUCCUUUUAGAUACUGCUGGUCGUUUACACCAAGCUGGAAGGAUUCGGGAUUUGGUUGAUAAGAAGUUGGGAUCCAGAUUUGAUAAUAAGCAGGCUCUCACUCUUCUGCAUUUGGCCAUGGAUUGCAUCAAACUGUCCCCUACUCUCAGGCCUAGCAUGUCCGACGUUGUUGCUAUCCUUUCAGGUUCCAAAGUGAAUGCUCUCUCACCAGAUUCUGAAGUUGUGUGAUCAAGACAGGGUUGAUAAGUAGGGUUGGACGCUUGGUUUUUCUCUUGUUUCUUCUUCUAUUUUCAGUAAGACGGUCUGGAACUUCCAAGUUCUCCCUAAACACAUUGUUGGCAUCGGUUUGGAUUCUAUCAUCGAAGGCACCAUUAUUGCUAUAGUUUAUUCUACAGAAAUACAAACCCGUUUUCUAAA